CGCUGACGCAGCGCAGAGCCAAAACGCGGUCGCGAAGCCGGGUUCGCCGCGCAGCCAUGGGCGCUCCUGGCGGAAAGAUCAACCGGCCCAGAACGGAGCUGAAGAAGAAGCUGUUCAAGCGACGGCGGGUGUUGAACCGGCAGAGGCGACUGAAGCACCGGGUGAUCGGGGCCGUGAUAGACGAAGGGCUGAUCACGCGGCACCACCUGAAGAAGCGGGCGUCCAGUGCACGUGCCAACAUUACUCUCUCUGGGAAGAAGCGCAGAAAGCUCCUUCAGCAGAUCCGGCUGGCCCAGAAAGAGAAAGCAGCCAUGGAAGUGGAAGCCCCCACAAGGUCAGCCAGGACUAGUGAACCACAGCCCAAGCGGCUAAAGAAGACAAAAGCCCCCCAGGAUGUAGACAUGGAGGACCUUGAAGAUAAGAGCUGAAUCUCUCACCCCUUCCACCAGAAGAUUCUCGGCUGGAGCCAGAAGGAUUCUGGUUGUUUCAGAGGACUUUGGAAAAAGCAUUGCCCCUUUUCAUUCUCCUCAGAUGGCCUAGUGACCUGCCCCAGAGGGAUGUGUUGAGAGAAAGAGGGCAGAGAAGAAAGACUGGAGAAUGGGGCUCCCUCGCAGUCCGCUCCACUUGUAAUAAAGCCCUAGAGUUCUCACUGA
Ailuropoda melanoleuca (giant panda) is the source of this 653-nucleotide messenger RNA. It is a transcript of the gene C16H11orf98, whose product is annotated as chromosome 16 C11orf98 homolog. The coding region runs from base 57 to 428 and encodes 123 amino acids. The record is from RefSeq and is a predicted model, not a curated record. The transcript has 4 exons. Lineage: Eukaryota; Metazoa; Chordata; Mammalia; Carnivora; Ursidae.